Lingula anatina is the source of this 2316-nucleotide messenger RNA. RefSeq lists its product as uncharacterized. The record is from RefSeq and is a predicted model, not a curated record. Lineage: Eukaryota; Metazoa; Brachiopoda; Lingulata; Lingulida; Lingulidae.
AGGUUCGACUGCUUAGCAAUAGUGGUCAAAGUUCAAAAAAUCAAUGUAGGGUGUUUUUAUUGGAAAUUUACCACUUAUCAAACGUGAUGCCAUUAUGUGAGCGUUCUUGUCGACAAAUUAUGCGGAACACGCACCUGUAGGGUGGCAAACUGUGCAAUGACAUUUGGAAAGUGGAAGAAGAGUAGCAGGCAGCGUUCUGCCUACAAAUGCUAACAGGGUUGAUUCAAAGCUGACAGAGCUGUGAAUAUCUGCCUACACAUCCUACAUAAACUCUGCAGAAACUGUAGAAUGUAACACGGACGUGCAGUAUUUGAGAAUGUGAUGUUUCUGUGAUAAGAUACGGUAGUCGUUCAUGGCGGACAACCAAGCCGAACUAAAGACUCCUUGUCUUCUGGAGAAACCGAAGCCCGCCGAGAGCGCUCAUCUCGUGACAAGGCGAAUACUUCGGUCUAGUCACAAGGCGAACAGGACCCGGAGAAACAACAGACAGAAUGCAGAACUCAAAAUGUUGAAAGAACUGAGACUUUUGAACGUAGUGAAGGCAGGGGGAUCAGAAGAAGACAAGAAUUAUUUUGGUCAAAUGCAAAGAAAUGCCUCAUCAAUCCCAGGCCGUGGCAAUACACUGCCCGAUAUCAAGAGUUCAGAAAUAUUCGUACACGCUCGGAGUAUGGAGUUGCACUCCGCUGAAAAAAGUGGAGAAAGCAUAGAGGACGGGAAAACUAACAUCGUUAUAAAAGUACCAGAAUUGAUCAUGGAUGACGAAGAAGGCGAUGACGAUGGUGGCUUUCAGCGAAGCACAUCACGGACAGACGCGAGCAAUAAGAAACGGACGGUGCCGACUUGUGACGCGGUACAAGUUGUCGGCGGCCACGUGUCAAAUCUAAGUUCAGAAGAAGAUGCCACUCGAAACACGGUCACUUCAUCCCAAUUUGUGGCAAGAAUUAAGAAACAGUCACACUUCCCUACGCUUCCAAUACGCACGUCUCAACCAGAAGGAAUUUUUGUCCGCGGCAACGGUGAAUCAAACUCACAAGGGGGAGGCCUACGCACCCCUCGUUACUUAGUCUCCCCAAAUAAACAAACUACCCCUUAUGAUACUUUUCUUGGAGUGAAAACUUUGUCAUCAAGAUGGCUUAACGAACUUUCAGAAAUUUCACCUAGCACGAAAAGUGAAAGUGAAGAUAGUAAGGCUCGCAUUGUGCGACUUGCCGUUCCGAGGACUGCUAACCCCAUCGCUCGCGCUUUGCGUCUCGAGUCCAGCAGAAAUGGCGUUGCUGGGGACGCUGACUUCAGUGACAGCAGUGGUAGUACCACUAUCUCCCCAAAAUGUAAAAGUGCAAGGCGCAGUCAGGAAGUGGAAUCACGGAAUUCAUACGGCAGAGGAAUAGAGAGCAACAGGGGUACGGCAUCUGCGACACUAUUUAAGAGACGCCAGGGAUCUGCCGCUUGGCCGUGCAACACCGCCUCAGAGGAUGACGAGUCUGGGAAUGCGUCCGUGUCUGAAAUUUCUCUAGAGUCAGAGUGGCCGAAUUUUGAAAACGCUGUCGAAAAGGUUGUUGUGCCUGUGAGUUCAGAUAUGCCCCACCAGAUGUACAAAAACAUCGGGUUGCCGUAUAAACAUUCAUUUACAGCACCAGUGAAGAAAGAAAGCAGCAAAACUGUGACAAGAAGCAGUCCAGACCACGGCAAAUGUGUGACAUUUGAAGAAGAGCCGAAGAUUUAUAACAUAGAAUUCCCGCGUUCUGUCGAUGAUCAUAGGGAACUUUUAAUAGACAUUCGUGGAGACAAGUUGCCUGCAUUGAACAAUGGAAACUCCCAAAUAUCAAAUAAACAGGAGAAGGUAAUAUUGCAAGACAAACAGAAAAUUGGAGAUGGUAAAAAUUCAGAAAUCGAAAAGUCCGUUGCCUCUAAGCCUAAUAUUUCUGACGAUCCCGUGAAACGGCGGGUGUGCAGCACUGAAGAAAUGGACGUGAACGCCCAGGGAGCGUCGUCUUAUUCCGUGCUUGAUAAAAGAUACACAAACCACGCACGACAGAAAAGAUCUAGGACAUUAACGGCGUCUUCGCCGUCAAAUGUGAUGUUCAAACAAAAAGACUACAUCGGUUUUCAGCACAAGAAAUUCAUCAGAAAGAAUAACAUUCCAAUGAACACUGGAACAUCUGCUUUUCCCUCUGGGUACAUUGAUACAAAUAAAAAGAUUCCAUAUCUUAAAGUUAAAAUUCGUGAAGAUGAAUAGUUUUGACAUGUUUAAGUGCUACUAUUAUUACUAUUUAUAUAUUUGGUUAUUCACAUUUUUUGCUUUAAAUAAAUAAAACU